GGUAUCGAAGGAGUUUUAGCGGGCGGCUUGACAUCAGCGUCUAACGGACUUUCAUGAUUCUUUCUAAUGCUUCAUCAAAAAUCAUUUUGCACAAUAUAUGCUAAGAACCUCGAUGAAAAUAUACAACCUCGAUUCAGACAAAGCAUUAAUUCGUGUACAAAGUUCAUGCGUCUAGUUGGCUAUAAUUUGGUGUGUCGAUCGGGUAAAAAGAGGAAACAGGAUGGAAGACAGACAGUGCAGGUUCUGCAGUCGAGCCGUUGAUCCGAGCCGACGCAAUGUGGUCGGAUAUCAUCUACGUCUUACUACUAUCGUUCUGUGUCUUCAUUGGGUUUUAUUACCGUAACAUCAGUGACCCGGACGUGAAAAAAUGGAUCGGAACUAUCAUCGGCUUCGCGAUUACUGUGAUCGUGUCUGGGAGCCACACAUAUUAUCCUUUAAUCUUCACCCUGAUUAACGCGAUUAUCAUAACCAAGUUCUCACCGAAACUAUGUCACCUAGCCAGUUUUUAUUUUUCAUUUUUUUACCUACUUUUCGUAUCCCGAUUGGGAGACUAUGUCGGUCUGCCAGUAGUAUCGACUCAUACAAACCUUAUACUUAUGAUAAUGACACUGAAAAUAUCUGGCCUGGCUUUCGAAAUAAAUGCUGCUGAUGGUCGAGACGAUGCCCAAGACGAUGUGGAAGGUGUCAGCUCUAAGGCACUAAAAAAUGUAGGGAUAACGGACGUAUUCCAUUACGGUUUCAGCUACAUGGGACUAUUAACAGGCCCUUAUUAUCGAUACAGAACUUAUUGGGAUCACCUACACAGACCGUUUUACAAAUGCGUAGACCCUUGGACUUUGACCCUACCUAAACUUCAAGCAAUUGUGGUCUACUGUGUCUUGUUUUUGAUAAUGAAUUACUUAUACCCUGUCAAUUACGUCUUGACGGAGGAAUACGCGGAGCAGUCUUUUCUUUAUAGGCAUUUCUACAUGUACCCCACAUUCGCGGUGUUUCGAUUAAGAAUGUACAUUGGUAUGGGUUUAGCCGAAUGCGCUUGCCAGAUGGCUGGAUUGGGUGCAUACCCGGCGAAAUCGAAUCCUCUUCCAGGGAUGGGGCCGAAGGAUUACAUGAGGAUAGAGAAAGAAUUGCCGGAAGACUUGAGAGCCGAUGAAUGCAACUUUAAUGCGGUUUAUAAUAUGGAUGUUAAGAGACUGGAAACGUGCAUGUCCGUGAGAACAGCCAUGAAAGCAUGGAAUGGAUGCAUUCAAUAUUACUUCGGCGUCUACGUGUACAAACGAUUCCCGUAUAAGAGCCUGAGAACUCUAGUCACGUUAACGUUGUCUGCCAUUUGGCAUGGCUGGGCGCCUGGCUAUUUCAUUUGUAUUUGCCAAAUACCUUUGUUCAUGUUAACCGAUGAUCUAGUCACGAAGUUUUAUCGGCAGAACGAAGAAGCCACUUUUAGCAAUACGCUAUGGUAUAUGCUAGGAUGGUACGAGAAAACGACUUGUAUGGCUUAUUUAGGAGUGCCGUUCUUAUUAUUAGGCUUCGAGGACUGUAUGCACUAUUAUAAGCAAGUUUACUUCUCUGGCCACAUCGUCGCACUCUUAAUGUACGUUACCGUUCUCUGUUGUAAGCCGUACAUUUUGAAGAAAGCUAAGAAAGAAGAGUAAGAAGAAAGUGAUCAACGAUUCUGCACGAAAUUGCAUGUCUUUCUAAUAUUUAGAUAUAUAUAGGUAUACAUUUAAACGAAAUACGUAUUUGAAUACGUAUUUCCGCGUAACUUUACAAAUCGAGCCAUUAUCUACUUCUAAAGAAGUCUAGGGUAACUUAGGUACUACACUCUUUAGGGUAUUUUUAUUGUUUUUUUUUUAGAUAUAUAUUAAUGUAAGGAUGAUGGUCAUUAGACUGAGGAUUUUUAUGCAAAAUAAAAUAUUUAUAGUAGCCGUUUAAAAAAUA
Messenger RNA from Ceratina calcarata, 1935 nucleotides. RefSeq names its product membrane bound O-acyltransferase domain containing farjavit (gene frj). The record is from RefSeq and is a predicted model, not a curated record. The coding region runs from base 276 to 1649 and encodes 457 amino acids. NCBI's taxonomy places the organism in Eukaryota, Metazoa, Arthropoda, Insecta, Hymenoptera, Apidae. The transcript has 6 exons. Gene Ontology annotation, biological process: lipid modification; phosphatidylinositol biosynthetic process. Gene Ontology annotation, molecular function: lysophospholipid acyltransferase activity. Gene Ontology annotation, cellular component: mitochondria-associated endoplasmic reticulum membrane contact site; membrane.